ACGUGAUUCUGAACAACCUCCAGACCCUCUCCAGACCCCGCUUGUACAAUAUUCUGACAAGCAAGAUCACUGGUGAUCAAAACUACGAAACCAACCGGAUUUAAAAACACAAAAAAGCCUUACAAAGACACAAUAUGGCUCCUUCCGCUUCCAAGCAAAAGAGAUUGGCUGAAAAGGCUGCCAAGGCGUCCGCUUCUGGUAAAGGAUCAGUUGCCAGCACCGGUGCCAACACGCCAUUGACUUCGGUCUCCGCUCCCGAGUCCGAGAACGGUGAUGCCGGUGUCGACAGUGCCGCCGCCGCUAUGGCCAAGCUCGCCUCGGCUACCGACCGAUCCGCAAACGGUGUUUUGGUAUCAGACGUCAAGGGACGAGACAUCAAGAUCGAUUCGUACUCGUUGUCCUACCACGGACGUGUCCUGAUCGAAGGUGCCGAGAUCAGUUUGAACUACGGUCAACGUUACGGUCUUUUGGGAGAGAACGGGAGUGGAAAGUCGACCUUUUUGAAGAGUAUCGCCGAGCGAGACGUCGAGAUCCCCGAGCACAUCGAUAUUUACCUUGUCAGCGGUGCCGUGGACCCCUCAGAUGUCAACGCCGUCGACUACAUUAUCGCCUCGGCCAAGGAAAAGAUGGAGCGAUUGGAGAAGCAGAUCGAGGACAUGUCCAUCGCGGACGAGGUCGACGAGUUGGGUCUCGAGGCCAAGUACGAAGAGCUCGAGGAGAUGGGAGAUGUCAACACUUUCGAGGCCAAGGCCGGAGCCAUCUUGACCGGUCUCGGGUUCACCCAACCCAUGUUGAGCAAACCUACCAAGGACAUGUCCGGAGGUUGGAGGAUGCGAGUGGCUCUCGCCCGAGCCUUGUUCGUCAAGCCUCAUCUCUUGCUCUUGGACGAGCCUACCAGUCAUUUGGACUUGGGAGCCGUCGUCUGGCUCGAGGCCUACUUGGCCACCUACAACCAUAUCCUCAUCUUCACCUCGCACUCGCAGGAUUUCAUGGACAACGUCUGCACCAACAUGAUGGACUUGAACUUGCAGAAGAAGUUGGUAUACUACGGAGGUAACUACACCACCUACGUCCGAACCAAGAGCGAGAACGAGGUCAACCAGAUGAAGGCGUACAACAAGCAGCAAGACGAAAUCCAGCACAUCAAGAAGUUCAUUGCUUCCGCCGGUACCUACGCAAACUUGGUCAAGCAAGCCAAGUCCAAGCAGAAGAUUAUCGACAAGAUGGAGGCCGCCGGUUUGAUCGAGAAGGUCGAACAGCCCAAGGUCUUGAGGUUCAACUUCGAGGAUGUUGCCAAGCUGCCGCCUCCCAACAUUGCUUUCAACGAUGUCGCGUUCUCGUACUCGGGAGAGAAGAAGGACUACCUUUACCAGGGUCUCAGUUUCGGUAUCGACAUGGACUCGAGAAUUGCCAUUGUCGGAGACAACGGUACCGGUAAAUCGACGCUGCUGAACUUGAUCACGGGGAUGCUGUCUCCUGUCGAAGGAACGGUGUCCAAGCACCCCGCCCUCAAGCUCGCCAAGUACUCGCAACACUCUGCCGAUCAGCUUCCUUACGACAAGUCUCCCGUCGAGCACCUCGAGGCGACCUACAAGGCCAAGUACCCCGAGAAGGACAUUCAGUACUGGCGACAGCAGGUCGGUCGAUUCGGUGUCACUGGUGCCCAUCAGACCAACCCUAUCUCGCAACUCUCCGAUGGUUUGCGAAACCGAGUCGUCUUUGCGAUGUUGGCACUGGAGACCCCCCACAUCUUGCUUUUGGACGAGCCGACAAAUCACUUGGACAUGGAGUCGAUCGACUCGCUCGCCAAGGCUAUCAACGAGUUUACCGGUGGUGUCGUGAUCGUGUCCCACGACUUCCGAUUGAUUAGCCAGGUCGCUCAGACCCUCUGGGAGGUCAAGGACAAGAAGAUCAUGGAUCUCACUAAGCAGGACAUCACCAUCGUCGAGUACAAGAAGCAGUUGGCCAAGAGGAGUCAAGCCCAGAUCGAAAAGGCAGCUCUGCUUUCCAAGACUUCCACUGGUGGUAAAUUGUAGAGGCAAAAAUCAAAAGGCUGCCGUUCUUUCCGCGAUUGUUUCACUUCUUGCUUGCGGUCCCCAAUAUUGCGAUAGACUUGUCAGAGAUUGUAUCUUUUAUAUUGAGAGGCAUGCUCACGAUUCCCAAUGUGAUGUGACCGAUUUGUUCAAA
Molecule: messenger RNA, 2187 nt
Organism: Filobasidium floriforme
Lineage: Eukaryota; Fungi; Basidiomycota; Tremellomycetes; Filobasidiales; Filobasidiaceae
Product: putative ATP-binding cassette transporter
Exons: 12
Coding region: 135-2036 (633 amino acids)
Molecular function (GO): ATP binding; ATP hydrolysis activity
Source: RefSeq, a predicted model, not a curated record